AGGAAGAGCGGUUCUUUUUCUCGAGUAGCCAUGGACUCGGAGCACUGGAUCUCGCGCCUCGCCGCCGCCAAGCGCUUCUACGCCGCGCAGCUCGGCCACAUCGACGAUAUGUCCGGGAUGGGGAUGGAGGAAGUGGAGAUGGACAUGGAGGACGACGGGGAGAUGGACAUGGAGAUGGAGAUGCAGCUCCAGGAGGCCAGCGCCAGAUGGCCCGAGGUCGCAUGCCCCUACUGCUACGAGGACUACGACCUCGGAUCACUAUGCGUACACCUCGACGAAGACCACCCAUACGAGCCACACCCAGCGCCCUGCCCCAUCUGCUCUGAAAAGGUUACAAGAGAUAUGCUAAAUCAUAUCACCAUGCAACAUGGUUACUUGUUCAAGAAUGGCAGUCGGUUGCGCAGAUACGUUAUUCCUGAGAGCCGUGCAGUUUCUUUACUGAGUCGAGAUCUACGUGAUGCUCAUUUGCAGGCGCUUCUAGGAGGCGGUCAUAGUCAUAGGUCAAGCAACCCCGCGACCACGACUACGAAUAUUUAUGCUGAUCCGCUGCUUUCAUCGUUUGGGCUGGGGUUUGCAACAUCAGAUGCCGAGGAACCAUCAAAAUCACCAAUUCCGGUUCCAGAUGGCACUUCAAAGCUCAAGGAGGCGCCUCCUCAACCCUGGGAAUCAAGUAUUGACUCGUCCCUCACCAGCGAGGAAAGGGAACAAAAGCGGAAACAAGCCACUAGCAGAGCGACCUUUGUGCAAGACCUGCUCUUCUCCACUUUAUUUGGAGAUGACUGACUGCUCAAAUAGCCAUACAUCCUUGUUAGAUGGGUGCUUCCUCAGGCUGAUUUGGAAUAGAACCAGCACUCUGGCCAGAGUUAGUGGAUCCAACUUCGGCGACAGGGAGAUGCGUGUCUGGUGCACCGUUUCUUCGCAUCAGUCAUUUGGGCAUGAAAUACACCUUAAUUUAUGGUAGCUGUCCCAUAUAGACAUUUUUACAGAAUUCUCGGCCAGCAAUACCUUUGCCUUGAUUGUAACUUGUUGUACCAUCCUCUUCAUUAUCAAGGAACAUUGGUUUGUACCAACCUGGCACAGCUGUUACAUGCUAUACAAUGCGAUGGAAAAUACAGAAGUUCCACUUGUGUGGAAGCAAUAAGCAGAAUCCGAGUCCUUGUAA
Molecule: messenger RNA, 1162 nt
Organism: Lolium rigidum
Lineage: Eukaryota; Viridiplantae; Streptophyta; Magnoliopsida; Poales; Poaceae
Product: protein DEHYDRATION-INDUCED 19 homolog 3-like
Exons: 5
Coding region: 31-783 (250 amino acids)
Source: RefSeq, a predicted model, not a curated record